This is a messenger RNA of Cuscuta europaea, 1338 nucleotides long. NCBI's taxonomy places the organism in Eukaryota, Viridiplantae, Streptophyta, Magnoliopsida, Solanales, Convolvulaceae. The record is from the annotation of a GenBank genome assembly.
UUCAUUUUGAAGUAUAAGAACUGAACCUAUUUUACGGUUUUCCUUUUUUUUUCAAUCACUUUCUCGUGAGCAGAACUACUCUGCAGAAAGAACUCAAACACUCCCAUGUCCAAAGUCCCAGGCGGCGGCCAGGCCAGAGUCAUUCACAGGACGGACACUGGUACAAAACUACGAGUCUAAUUUCACUGGCGAUUUGCAGUCACCACGAGCGGUGUUCAAUAUCGACCGAAUGGAAGCACUCAUGUCUCAAACUUUCUCAGUUGGAAAGGAUGAAUUGUUUGAACGAUCGUAUGUAUUCGUAGAAGGCUCUCUUACCACCAUAAAGUUGAGUAAUAGUCACCACCCUACUUGGAAAUCUUUAAAGCAUGGAGAAAGAUUGUGGCCUUCUCGUAAAACUAGGUAACUAUGGGUUUAAAUUUGUUCAUUUGUUUGUUUGAUGCUUCAUGGUUUGGGACAUCAUAGUUGUGCUUGGUUUGUCCAUUUGUCCACCCAUUCAGUUGCCCAGCCUGUUUUGGGGUGAGACGUGUUAGGUCAGUGUCUCACAUUAGAAGUUUACUGAGUUGAAGAGUAAUCCGUAGUAUAUCAUUGUGAGGUAAACAUCACAUCUAGUAGAUUAUUUUGUAGCGACUUAGGCACAAUUUAAUAAUUGGUAUCGUUGUUAUUUUGAACUGUUACGUGAAUUGGUUUGUGCACUAUAGCAAUCAACUGCAACAGUAUGUUUUGGACAGUCCAUGGACCAGACGACGUGAUACAAGUGUAGUAUUUGCUCUGGAUAUGGGCAGAGUGCCUAGUAAUGGUGACAGCCGUGGUUUAGGUGGAACUCGUUUAGGAAGGAUAGUGGGUGCAGGAGGUCAACAGCUUCUGGCAAAACUUAAUUCGGCUAGGAAAAAUUUUCCAGUGAAGAUAUUUCUGCUUCUCCUGGGUUUCUACACAGCAAAUGCAUUGGCGACAAUCCUAGGACAAACAGGGGAUUGGGAUGUAUUGGUAGCAGCAAUUGUUGUUGCUGUGAUUGAGGGGAUCGGAAUGCUAAUGUACAGAAAACCUUCGUCUUCUCUUCUUACUGGGAGACUGCAAUCUCUGGUAGGGAUGGUUAACUAUUGGAAAGCAGGUGUUUGCUUGGGCCUUUUUGUAGAUGCUUUCAAGUUAGGCAGUUGAUUCAUUCCCCUGUGACAUUUUCUUUUUGUAAAUGAGCCCUUUAAUCAUUGUUUGUAGCCCUAAUCUCUCUCUCUCUCUCUCUCUUGUUUGCCUUUCACCAGCUGAGCUAGUAUAGAGGAAAGCUUCAAACCUCUUACCUCUUUUAAGGGUAAACAAAAGAAUACUAAUUUGAAUUAAAUUCAC